AUGCAACAUAUCGACCCAGCAUCCCUCGACACCCUCGAGUCCAGAAUUGCAUACGCAAAAGCCUUCGUCGGCUUCACCGCCGAAGACGCACAAGCAAUCAACGCCUCAAAAACCGUGGUAGCAACCUUAGUCCCCACCGUCGUAGAUGCCGUCUACAAAAAGCUCCUCUCCUUCGACAUCACCGCAAAGUCAUUCGUCCCCCGGCAAACAGGCUAUGAAGGCGAAGCACCAACAGCAGUGGAGGACCUCUCCCUCGAGCACCCGCAGAUCAAGUUUAGGAUGGGCUUCUUGAAGGGGUAUCUUGUGAAGCUUGUCAGCAUGGACUACGACCAGGCAUCGACUUGGGAAUACCUGGACAAAGUAGCUCUCAUGCACACCGGAGUAGCCGGAUUUGCCCACCGUGCUAAGAAACCCGGUUUGCGUGUGGAAUACAUCCACAUGGCCCUGCUACUAGCCUAUGUAAUCGACGUCCUCCUCGGCGCCGUAAUUGAGCACCCCGAUCUCGACGACAAGACCAAAUCCGCCGUCCUCCGCGCAUUCAACAAGGUCCUCUGGAUCCAGAACGACCUGUUCUCCCGCCACUACAUCCCAAGCGAAGAUUCACCUUCCAAGUCUACAAAGUGUGCCGGUCUCGGCUCUGGGGCUCGGGGCGUGCUGUUUGGUGUGGCGACGGUCGUGUUUGCGGGGGUCUUGCAGGCUCUGUAUCUGCGUGCUAGAGCCUAUUAA
Molecule: messenger RNA, 726 nt
Organism: Morchella sextelata
Lineage: Eukaryota; Fungi; Ascomycota; Pezizomycetes; Pezizales; Morchellaceae
Exons: 3
Coding region: 1-726 (241 amino acids)
Molecular function (GO): heme binding; oxygen binding
Source: RefSeq, a predicted model, not a curated record